Molecule: messenger RNA, 5333 nt
Organism: Harpegnathos saltator (Jerdon's jumping ant)
Lineage: Eukaryota; Metazoa; Arthropoda; Insecta; Hymenoptera; Formicidae
Product: polycomb group protein Psc
Exons: 4
Coding region: 347-3277 (976 amino acids)
Biological process (GO): negative regulation of transcription by RNA polymerase II
Cellular component (GO): PRC1 complex
Molecular function (GO): promoter-specific chromatin binding; metal ion binding
Source: RefSeq, a predicted model, not a curated record
ACUGUACAGAGCGGCCUGUAUAUCCGUGCGAGAGCGAAUCGGUGCGAUCCGCAGUGGUACGCGACGCGCAGUGGUACAAUGUGUGAUACGCAGUCGGUGUCGGUGGUGCUGUUACACGCUGCUGUGUAACGGUAGUAGGGGGCCCGUGGUGGCCCGGUCAAAUAAAAGGCACGGUCCCCCACCUGAGAAGCCACUCGACCUCGAACCUCAGCCGUCACUUCUGGAUCUUUCCGACUGAUAAGGCGCCGCGAACGCCGCCUCGAAUGAGCAAGUACGAGAUAUCGGCUACCUCGCAGUCGAUCGGGCCUGUAUAUUUCGGACUGUUUCAGAGCCCACCGCUAAUAGCAUGGAAGUCGCGGGGAGGCCGAAGCCGCUGCUCAAAGACUUGAACGAACAUAUCAUGUGCGGUUUGUGCCGAGGAUACCUCAUAGAUGCCACGACCCUCGUGGAAUGCCUGCACUCCUUUUGCAGAGGCUGCAUCGUUCGGCUGUACAGCGGCGCCCGUGCGUGUCCAAUUUGCGGCGUGAGGACUACGCCGCCGCUCCUGCCGGACACGCGUCUCCAACGACUAGUGUACCUCGUGGUGCCCGGGCUCUUCCGUUCGGAACUCCAACGGCGACGUCAGUUCCGCGUGGUGAACCCAUUAUGCCCGCCGUUGCCGCCUCCGCUCGGCGCCAUCAACCUCACGUUGGACGACUUUGUCAGUCUGAGUCUGGAGCAGCUGGACGAGACUAUAUGGGAGGUUGGCCAGAACAGAGUGCGGAAGAGACGCAACGUCGUCUCGUCGGCAUGUCGCCCGUGGAACGAGGAUACCGUGAACGAGACGUCGCAAGGCGACGACAAGAUGCGAUACCUCAAAUGUCCGGCAGCCGUCACGGUGCGUCACCUGGUGCGGCUGCUGAUGCUGAAGAGAGGCUGGGAGGAGACUAACUUGUCGGUCGUCCACGGCAUCACGAAAAUCGAGAUCAUGUACCAUCGCAUCGGGACGCGUUCUCGCGAGAAGAUACACCGCCUCAACCCCUUUUGGACGCUUCUGGACCUCGCAUGUAUAUUCCGCUGGAAGAGGAUGGCGCCGAUGAAGCUGGUCUACCGAUUGGUGCGAAAGGAGGAAAUGCUCUCGAUAUCGGAGAUCCCGUCAAACUACGUACAGCCGAAGGAAGCUCAACCGGCGAUCGAGAAUAUACCAAGACCACCGACACCACCGCCCAGUCCGAAACCUAGUCGCGAGCCGGAAGUGGAAGCUCGCCCGACCCCGGAAAGCAACACAAAGCUACCUCGCGCUCUGGAAAGCAGCGUCGAUCCAGAUAAAGAGACGAAGUCGAAAAAGCCACGCUGUGAGGUGACACCAGUUAUGCGAACCCCCGAUCCACCCGCCAGUCUUUCAACAAGAAACCAUCAUCACUCAGAGGGAAGCACGAGGAGCAAAGACAUGGGCAGGUUGGAACAUCGGAAACGGCGCAAGCGGCGAAACAAACGGGUGAUUGCGGAGAUCACCACGACGCCGCGCGAAGACCUGUUGAAGCUGAAAGUCAGACUGACACCGUGCCCGCCGAGAAUCACUUCCAGCGGGGGUAGCAGCGGUGGAGGCGGCGGUAGCGGUGACAGCGGGCGUUCGAAGGAGAGGUUGCUGCAGUUGCGGGCAGUGAGGCGCGAAAAGCUCAAGGCUAUCAGUAAGCAACGGUCAGCUGCUAUGCGUUCUUCUCCGUCGGUUUCUCCUCCCUUAAUCCAUUCUCCAGACUGUGAAGAAACAAGUGCCAAGGAUGGAUACGCGGUAGAGACAGAGGAAACGAUCGAGGAUAUCAUCGACAGCAUCCCCGACGAGGUCGUGCGCAUCGCGCAGAGUGAAGAUAACACUGUCGUUGAACGAGUCGCGAUCAAAAACGAAGUAGAGGCGAAGGAAAGGGAAGAGAGGGAGAAGGAGGAAGCGAGGGAGAAAGAAUUGAGGGAGAAGGAAGCGAGAGAGAAGGAAUUGAGGGAGAAGGAAGCAAGGGAGAAAGAAGCGAGGGAAAAGGAAUUGAGAGAAAAAGAAGAAGCGAGGGAGAAGGAAGCGAGAGAAAAAGAAGUGCGAGAAAAGGAAGCGAAAAAAUCGAAGAGUAAGAGCGAAUCGCCGGAACGAACGAAGAGAAUAACGGAGUCUCCGAAGAAAGACGAAGAGAUCCUACGGCGGCUGGGUCUGGUCGCAGUGAACGAGGCUAUCGUCGGACUACGCGACAAAAUGAAGCAGCGCUCGCAGCACAGUAUCGACAAAGCGAACAGUCUGGAUCGCGAAAGGCUAGAGAAACAGUUGCGCGAGAGCAAGGCUAACCGUGUCCGGAGCCUGCUCGCGGAGAAACAGUUGCGCGACGCGCUCAAGAGCAUCAUGUCCAAGACAAACGAGGAACGCUCGUCCGUUAGCAGCACGUCCGUCCCUGCAAGUGCUGCUGCAGCGACCGCUUCCGCGACUGUUCCCGCGGCAGCCCCCGCGGUAACAGUCGCGGCAAUUCCUGAGGUUACUUCUGCAGCCAUCCCCCCGGCAACUACUCCUGCAAAUCCCUCGCCCGCACCCGCAACCGCGCCAAAGAAGAAGGGUCCACCACCGUUGGCACCUUUGCGCGUCGCAAAGCCCUCUGGCUUCGCCACGACCAGCGGCAUGCUGGUGUCCAAUGCUUCCAAGUACGAGACGCCGUUGGACCUCAGUAGCGGAGGUACCGUCAACGACAACGUCCUUGAUCUGUCCGCCACAUUGACUACCGGCAGUAGUCUGCCAAUUUCAUCUUCAUUUUCAUCAUCCACGUCCUCCUCCUCCUCCUCCUCCACCUCCUCCUCCUCCUCCUCUUUGUCCUCUUCCUCCUCCUCCUCCUCCUCCUCUUCCUCCUCCUCUCCUUCUUCCUCCUGCUCUUCCUCAUCUUUGUCCUCCUCGUCGUCGCCAUCAUCGAGGCCGCGCCCUGUGAUAAUCUCUGAUACCAUAAUUCGCAAGGCCAAGGAUCCGGAUCAACGCAAGGGGCAGGAGUCAAACCUAAAGACCCUCUCGGAAGCUGCGGUGUCCGUCUUGGGCAGCUGCCUGACUGGGAAAGAGCAGACGGAGCCGCUCGCGUUAGCUCCCACGAACAUCGCCGCUGCCAACAAGGUCGCUCUGCGCAUUCCUCAGCCGCAUCAACGUAUGUCCAGCUUCCGCGUGAAGGUCAUCAAGCCGAACCUCGGCAUCCGGCAAAUCCCGAAUCCCCAGGCAGUGGUAGCCUCCCAGUAUCGUAAUCAAAGGUCUACUUUCUUCAACACUGUCUCCCAGCAGCCGCCGUAAAUGUCUAAUUUAUUUUUCUCUGUUUUUCUCUCUCUCUCUCUCUCUCUCUCGUCCGUUCUUUCCCUUGCUCCCUCUCGUCUACCUAUCACCCUCCCCACCCUGCAGCCGUGUCUUAUUUUCGUCGCGUCUCAACGUCGACGAAGAGACUAAACGACGAACGUCACGAGAGACGGAGAUUCCUAUAGGAUAUUCCCAAAGGCUGUAAGUUAUCCACGCGUUGUAUGUUUCCUUCUAGUUUCUGCAACGACGACGACAUGCGCGCAGUGACAUAAUUAGGUCGAAAAACUCAGGACGAUCUCAGAGCGGAGGGCACGCUGGCUCAUUCGCGACUUCUUUCGCGAUCUUAUUUAGAAACACAGAAAGUUUGUGUGACCUUGUAGACCCAGUCGUAAGUACCACCUUCUCUCAUUAUACCUUCUCAUUAAAUCAAAAUAUGAACAUCACUUUUGGACUUUUUUCGCGCAUUAAUCGCUUCGCGAUUUCCACGAGAAAACGAGAUCAGGUCACCGAGCAGAGAAAAUGUCUUUUAAAACAGUCACAUUUCUCACACAUCACGUUUGUAACAAUCGGUGACGGUGACGCACGGUCUCUCAUGGUCGUCCUAGUGUCACCUUCGACCCGAUUACGUCACGGCGCGUCUUACCCUUUACGACACAGUAGGGAAUCUGAUAUUGUGCGUCGGAUUAUUGUUACCUAGAUAUAUCAAAACUGUACAUGUCUGUAAUGCAUAUGCCUGACCUCUUUGUCGGCGGCGAUCUAUAUACUUACGGUUACCGCGGAUCGAUCUGAUAAGACGGGCUAUCGCGAAGAAUCCGUCGCGUGAUCAGUAUUCAAGGGAGAUGAAUUAAUCGCGUGUGUGUAGGUCGAGAGAGGGAGCGAAGGAGGGAAAGAGAGAAAAUGAGAGAUGGAGCGAGAGAGGAGGAGGAAGGGAGAGACAGAGAAGAAUUAAUAGUUGGGAUGGUAGUCGAAUGAAUGGACGACUAUGAUAACAGAGAGGAACAGGUGACAGGUAGUAGUCGUCGACGUCUGUUGUUGUCGCGUUAGGACCGUGUGAAUGCUCACAAUUGACGAGGAGAGACGUGCGAGCAAGGGGUUCGAGUCCGAUUCUCGAGUACUUGAAGAUUCAAUUUGCCGGCGAGAUUUCACUGGUAUUUAGCCCGACAAAGUGGGUGGGAUGGGGGAGGGGGGAGAUUGAGGUGGUCACGGAUUGGCCUAACAAGCCGAGUCUGCCGAGUUUGUUAUGUACAUAUAUAUUUAUGUAUAUUUUAUUUAAGUAUUAUGUCGCAUCUUAGAUAAUUUGUCGUUGUCGUUUGAUUAAAGCUUCGUUCAUCGAGAGUAUCGUUGAUCGAUGCUUACCGCGCAAUGUUCGCGCGACGUUACGCGUAUCCGUAGUUGUUGAGAAUUUUUUACUUAUCAAUAUGUUGUUUCACUCGCGGAAUGUUUUCGAAGUACGUUCGCUUUGAGCGAGAACGUCGCAAGUGCGCCGAAACAAUUACGAGACGUGAUCGGUCUCUGCUCUUUCUCUCUCUCUCUCUCUCUCUCUCUCUCUCUCUCUCUCCCUCUCAUUCUUUUGUUUCACGAUGGCUCCAACUAAUGAUUCCAAAGAUGUAAAUAACAUAAUUGAGUUCGACCGUACUGCACGGAGAGAGCGAAAGGUUGUUAUUGUCCAAGUGUCCACGGCGCGCGAUUUGAAAUUCGCUUCCACGAAAGCAGCUCGAGUCUCGAGCGAGCUAGACGAGAGCACAUUUCGCGCGCGAGUGUUCACACGGGUCUACGUCGGAUACUGACCUCCCCUUCAUUUUCUCCUCAUCCUUUUUACAAUUAGCAAAGUAUACACAUAACUCGUAGAGAUGCCAAAGAACACCGGAGAACGUGUGCAAUGUAUUAGUGCAAUUUAGUCGUCAUUUAAUAUAAUAUAUAAUCGAUCAGUCGCUCGGCGUCACAACGCUGAGCCACAAAUUCAUGGUAAAAGGUAGGUGGUAGUUAGGUUAGGUAGCUAGAUAGUCUCGUGCGGACAGUGCGUGUGUGUGCGUGCGUGUGUGUGUGUAUGUGUGUG